AUGACGAUGGAGGGAGACAUUAGCAGAGGAUUCAUCAAUGUGGCAUCCAGAAAUCACACGGAUGCUCCAGAAUUCCUUCUCCUGGGAUUCACAGAUGAUUCAGAAUUGCAGCCCCUCAUCUUCUGCCUUUUCCUGUCCAUGUACUUGGUCACCAUCCUCAGAAAUCUCCUCAUCAUCCUGGCUGUCAUCUCUGACUCCCACCUCCACACUCCCAUGUAUUUCUUUCUCUCAAAUCUGUCCUUUACUGACAUCUGUAUAAGCACAACCACAAUCCCAAAGAUGCUGCUGAACAUACAAGCACAGAAUCAGGGAAUCACUUAUACAGGCUGCCUCACUCAGAUUGUUUUUGCCCUGGUUUUUGACAUAUUUAAGAAUUUUCUCCUUGCAGCAAUGGCCUAUGACCACUAUGUGGCCAUUUGUCACCCACUCAUGUACAUGGUCAUCAUGAACCCCAGAUUCUGUGUCCUGCUGAUUCUUCUCUCUCUGUCUCUUAGCAUUGUGGUUGCCUUGCUCCAUAGUUUGAGGGUGCUACGGCUGUCCUUCUGCAGGGACCUGGAAAUCCCUCACUUCUUCUGUGAACUUGCUCAUGUCCUUAAGGUUGCAUGUUCUCAUACCCUCAUCAAUAGCAUCCUGAUAUAUUUUACAACUUGCUUAUUUGGUGGUAUUCCUAUGUGUGGAAUCAUUUUCUCUUAUACUAAGAUAGUCUCUUCCAUUUUGAGACUGCCAUCAGCAGGGGGAAUGUAUAAAGCUUUUUCCCCCUGUGGAUCUCACCUCUCAGUUGUGUCCUUAUUCUAUGGGACAGGUUUGGGGGUGUACGUUAGCUCUGCUCUUACUAACUCUUCCAGAAACACUGCAGUGGCUUCAGUGAUGUACAUUGUUAUCCCUCAAAUGCCGAACCCUUUCAUCUAUAGCCUGAGGAAUAGGGACAUGAAGGGAGCCUUGAGAAAACUCAUCAGUAGAACACCUUCUCUUCUUUGA
Messenger RNA from Equus caballus (horse), 978 nucleotides. Lineage: Eukaryota; Metazoa; Chordata; Mammalia; Perissodactyla; Equidae. The record is from RefSeq and is a predicted model, not a curated record.